This is a messenger RNA of Biomphalaria glabrata, 3851 nucleotides long. RefSeq names its product collagen alpha-4(VI) chain-like. The record is from RefSeq and is a predicted model, not a curated record. Gene Ontology annotation, molecular function: chitin binding. NCBI's taxonomy places the organism in Eukaryota, Metazoa, Mollusca, Gastropoda, Planorbidae. Gene Ontology annotation, cellular component: extracellular region. The transcript is spliced from 21 exons. Bases 193 to 3162 code for a protein of 989 amino acids.
AUGUGUCAUGGUGAGGGUGAGCUUCAGACAUAUAAAAAGUGAAUCUUAUCGUAGAGAUAGUAGCCUCCCACUGGAUCAAUGCUACGGUGAAACACGAACUUGACGAGGUCGCCAACUUCAAAACUAAAAAAGUUGUUUAUUUCUGAAUUCAAAAGAACAUUUAAAAAAAUAGGAUCGUUCUAAGUGGUAACCAUGACGACAAGGGCGAUAACGCUUCUUCUGGCGACGCUGGCGGCUGCUGUUCCUGGAAUUUUUUCACAAACUAAAUGUUUAGGUAAUCUUGACAUUAUCUUCGCUGUGGAUGGAUCUAACAGUAUGGGGGAGGACAACUUCAACUUGCAGAAAACCUCUUUGGUCAACUUGGUCAACAAACUUGCGGUCAGUAGGGAUGAGAUCCACGUCGGCGUCAUUCCCUUCAGCAGCAGUGUAGCGGCCAACCAGGUGAUUCAGCUGACCGGAAACAAGACAUCGCUGCUUGAAACCCUAAAUAAACUGGAGUAUCCAGAUGAACAGACGAGGACUGACCUGGCCAUUGAUGAGGCUGUGGCGAUGUUUAGGAGGUACAGCCGUGGAGGAUCUGUGCCCAAGCUUCUCAUGAUCAUCACAGACGGAGCAUCCACAAGUCCCAGCAAAACUGUCACAUCUUCCAACAUCGCCAAAGCUGACAACAUCACAAUUUACGCUCUCGGGGUCACCAAGCAGGUCGAUGUUGCUGAGCUUCAGAAUUUGGCUUCCAAACCUGAUAAGGUGCUUCUGACACCAGACUUCAGGACACUGGAAGAGAGCUUAUUAAAUGCCACCAACAAAGCUUGCGUUGACCUGAAAUGCGUUGACUCCCAUAUUGACCUCGUAUUCGUCCUUGACACGUCCUCCAGAGUUGACUUGGAGACUUUUAGAGAGAUGAUCAACUUCGUCAAAGACUUUCUCGCCUUCGCCUUCGUCGACAAUGGGAAUUUCCGCGUGGGGGUGAUGACCUACAGCGACUCGGCCAACGUUUUAUUUCAGAUGACCACAUUUGACAGGAGCAAGCAGAGCAUGAUGGACGCCCUUAGCGCCCUGCAGUACACACCCAGAGCAGGGAGCAACUUAGCGGGCGCCAUGACGCUGCUGAAAGAGAUGUUCACGACCAGAAAUGGCGAUAGGAUAGAGGCGCCAAAUGUCGUUAUUUUGCUCAGCGCCACCUACUCCAAUAUUAAUCAAGGCUCAACAAUUAGAGAGGCAGAAUCAGUCAGGGCGCAAAGUAUACAAAUAUUUACUGUAGGUAUUGGAAUCAACACUGCCAUAGAGUUGGACGGUGUAGCCAGCAAGCCGUUGGUAAAUAAUUCCUUCGCACUGUCCAGUUUCUAUCAAUUGAGACCAGUCAUCGAGAGGGUAUAUAACAGUUUCAAUAAAUUUUGCGAAAGCCCACCUCCAGUUCCAGGUUGCUACAUGGGCUACAGUGACCUAUGGCUAGUCUUGGACGUGUCUAGUGUCUCGGAAGGUAUGGCCCGCACUGACUAUACUGGUGACUUCGCCAAGCUGAAGAAUGGAGUCGGGAAAAUGAUGGAGAUUAUCUUGGACCCUAGCGUACAGAACACAGAUAUCCACACAGGUCUGGUGACUUUUAGUGACUAUGCCAGGACUCUUGUUGACAUCAGCACUCCUAAUUCAGCGAUACAGGCCCAGAAUUAUGUGAACACCCUCCCCAACGGAAUACAGCAGAGUGGCGCCUCGCUGGUGGCGGCACUUAGACUCAUCACCACCAGGGCCCGUGAUCAGAACUAUAAGAGCUAUGUGGCUAUUGUCGCCCCUGAAACCACCUACCAGAAUGACCUUGCCAACAUUCAGAAUGAGUUCAACAGGUUGAAGGCUUUGGGCUACACCAUCGUCCCUUUCGUUGUCCUCAACAACAGAAAUCUCAACUUGAUGAGCCUCCAGCAGCAGGCCAGCGGCUACAACUACCUCUACAGCAUUACUGGCUACAAUGAACUGGAAGCAGCUACCAAGAACUUCACCAGGGACCGUCUCUGUUACGGCUAUGUCGCCCCAACACCUUCACCAUCUGGCGGACUCUGUGACAACAGCGGCCACAGACAGAAUGGAAUGGACGUGGUGCCACAUCCCAGCGACUGCGACAAAUACAUCCAGUGCUACUACAACAACAUUACCAUGCUGGACAUUGGCGUGGUCAGAAACUGUCCAAUGGGCCUCCACUGGAAUCAACCAAGCAAGACAUGCCUUAAUACUACUCAAGUCAGGUGCACAAAAGAUCGCUGCAGAGAGGACUGUGAACCAUUUAAAAUGGAAGGGGCUUGUGGUGCCUUCUGGGAUUGUGAAAACGGCGUCUCUGUUCCCAAGUGUUGCCCACCGUCAUUCGCUUUUGUUUCCGGUGUCGGCUGCCAGCUAGACUUCAGAUGUAAAGACAUGUGCCAGGCGGAGAAAUGGUGUGGUCUGUGUCAGAAAAAGCCCAACUGGUUGGUAGCCUCAGGGUACGAUGUUCAACUCGCUAAUGGAGUUUUGGGUUGGUUACCAAGACCUUGCUUCUAUGAAGACUUUGAUGUGGUCGACUGUGACUGUUCCGCCCCUAGAAACCAAGUGUGCCCAGCUGAUCGUGAGUACUUCUUCAAUGACACUAUGACGGCUAUGUCAGUGAUGGACAAUUCUCGGGAUGGCAUCCGUGUCUCCUCUGUCUCUAACAACGGAAUGGCCCUGGCUCUGAACGCCAAGAGUGUCAUCCACGUGGAUAUGAACAGAAUGGACUACCCUGGAUCUUAUGUAAUAGAGUUUGUUUACAAAGAAAAUGGCGCCCUGAGCCCCUACAGCGAGACACUGUUCAGUUCUGGUGUUUCCUGCAACCAUGUCAACUCCCUUCUGGUCAGCGCCAAUGAUCAGUUUGUGUUCGCAGAGCUCAGGUCAUCUGAAGGUCGUCAGGCAGAGGUCAAGGUCCCAACAACGGGUCUGAGCGUCAAUGAGUUUAAACUGUUGACCUUAGAGUACAACGACGGAGUUCUCUCAUUGUCUGUAAAAGGAAGCAAACAACAGUACAUCGCACAGACAUCAGCUCCAGCAUUGGCGUGUCUCUCCUGCGGCAUUGACAUUGGUGCAGGAGUUAUAAAGAACAGCUUCCGGGGUGAAGUUCAAAAGCUUGCAAUCCGAUCCUGCAGUUUGCCGAAGCUCUAUUAAAACGUUGUGUUGAUUAUUGGGUCAUCGGAUGUAGCUAUUCAUAACAUUGUACUAAAACUUUUUCUGCUAGUUUCAAUAACAUGAACAUUUGACCAAUAGUUUGUCUGGUUCAUGUUGUAGACAUUCUCUGAAGUCUUGUGGACUUUGUUAUGGACAUUCUCUCAGUUCUUGUAGUAAGUGCUAUGGACAUUCGCCUACGUCUUAUAGCCUAGUCUGUUCCUUAACUCUGAACUUGUUUACAUUUUAACGUAGCUAGAUUUGUAGCUGAAACAACAUUCAUGUCAAAAUAAGAAACAAAUCAAAACAAAUUUUAUUAGAUCUUUUUUUUUUUUUUAAAAUUCAGACAACUGAAUAGCAGAGAGACUCUUUAUCAUUUUUGUUUAUUAUACUUUAUUAUGUGUUUUAAUUCAGCUGUAUGUUAGUCUACAUAAUUGUUAAACAAUGUUUGAUUAGAGUAUUUAUGUUGAAUAAUUUUUAAUUUUUUUUUUUUGCCUUCAUGUAUAUCAUUUAUUUAGAUAUAGCUCACUGGCCUAUGUAAGUUUAUUUGAGAUGUUAUUACACAUUUCCUAUAAUGUUCAUUCGAUUGUCCUGAUUAGAGGGUUGGUUAUUUAUAUAGGAAAUUAUUUUUUUUAAUUAUGUAUAUGUAUUUGAAAAAGAAGAAGUAAAAAGUAAAAUAUUGUACUACUUUU